AUGGAGACAAGAAAGAACACCACAGCAGGGGCUCUUUUAUGGACCCUUGCCCCAGUUCGAACCUCACCCACCAGCUCUGUAAUUUCUGAGGACGUGUGGGAGGAUGAGGAUGAAGAAGAGGCAGAGAAAGACGAUGACUUUGUCAGCCAGAUGAAUGAGAACGGCAUCAUUGGACUGUCGGACGCACUGGAGAUUUUGGAGUUGUCGGCAUAUUGUGAUCCAGAUUCAGAAAGUAAUCCAAACAUGUGCCCUGGACCCAUCACCCUCGAUGACGCAGACCCUCGGGGGUGUGAGAGGGAUACACCCGAGGAGCUGAGUUACCGCCUGAGUAAACACUGCUCCCUUAACGCGCCACAAGGAGAGGAUGUACAAAUACUAUCGCCAUGUGAGUCUUUAUUUCACCUUGACUAGUUUUGAUCUUCUAGUCCCUAUACUACGCAUAAAGGACCAUUCCACUGGAAAGAAGCGCACAUGAUGGAUUGCAAGAAAGAUGGAGAGGAAGCUGGGACCAGGAAAGACCAGAAGAGAAAGAAAACUAAACCCCCUCGCAUCACGACUGGUUUGUCUGGGAGCUAUAUUUCCAAAGGAGAGAUCGAGGAGAUCAGCUCUUCGCUAUCUUGUAGUGCUCCCCUGUUAGCCAUGGGACCUGCUACAGUCGCCGAUCCUCACUGCCCAAUAUCUCAGCCUGCCUCACCGUUCACAGCCCUCACUUUCCCCCACCUUCUCCACUUCUCGGCUGAGGAAAUAGCUGCUGGUCCUGGUAUUGACGCUGAAAACCUUCCGGAGAUGAGCUUCACAGAAAGCCCUCCAGAAUCACACAGGAGCCACGUAAGCCUCAAGUCCAGUUCUCGUUGUGACGAGGUAAAGCUCGGGGCUUCUCUUCAGCCAGCAGCCGUGUUUUCUAAAGAAGGCGUGUCGAAUCAUUACAGCGGACCUUUAAAGGCAUCACAUAAGUCAGGUAAGCCUCACAAACUGCCCACUCCCUCACCAAGGAAGAUGAGGCAGCACUCACCUGAAGCUACGUGUUCAAAGAAUCUUUCCCUCAACGCAGCCAAAGUAGACUCCUUAAAAUUCAAACACCGGACCGCAAGUCCUGACAAAGUGCAGAAAACGCCAAAAGCCAGAAGUAAUGCUGCUGAAAUGGAUGAAUCCAGAAAAGGGCCUUUGAGUUACCGCACACCAGACUUCUCCAAAGUGGAACCCAAGGUCCAUUUCCCCAAAGAUGGUUACAGCCCCCCCAAGAGCAAACACCCAUCCAAGAGGAGGUCCUUGUCACCUGAGCCCCCCUUUGGGUUUAAAUCCCCUGCUGACAUUGUGAAAGAAGUCCUCCUGAAGACCAUAGCUGCUUCUCCUGCCUCAUCAGACUCUUACAAGCCACCAACCAGUGCCCCCAACUCCACUGUGCCUCAGGAGUUCAGAUGCCGCCAGCAGGCCACCACACUGCUCGACCAACUACAGGAGGACUACAACAGACUGCUGACUAAGUACGCCGAGGCGGAGAACACCAUUGAUCGCCUGCGCCUCCAAGCCAAGGACAGAUCUAUAAAGACCCUGCAGUCCAGGCUCAGACAUUGUCAGGACAUCACAGACAGAGCAGUGAACCUGUACUCUGACCCUCCAAAGCCCGGCCACUUGGUGCAGUCAGGACUGAACCGGGACUCUUCACAGGUCAUGGUGCUGGAUUUUUCUCAGGCUCAGAGAGCAGCGUUUAGCUCAGCAUCUCUUCACCCAAACGGACACAGCAAUAAUCAGAGAAGUUCAUCUGCCCGUCCUUCCACAAGAAGCCCAGACCCUCAGGUGGGAGAGCAGCUGGCCAAGAUUAUCUACAGCAUGGCUGACAAGUUCCUCCAGCAGCUGCAGACUUUUAAAGAUCUCCUAAAGAGCAAACAACUCCUGCCUUGUGACCAGAUGACGGGUCUCUCUCAGCUUGCUGUGGGCCUCAACUCUUUAGAAAGGGGCUACCUGUUAGCCAAGGAUGAACACAAAGUCCUGCUGCAGCGUGGGGCACAAAUCAGCCACUUUGACCCUGAACGGGAACUAGAGGGACUGAUCUUUCAAUGUGGGCUGUGUAUGGAAGAGCUGAAGGAGCAGGUGGAACAGAUGCAACAAGAGCAGCCCACCUGUGUGGCUCCUCCCUCUCCACCGCCUCACCCCGCGCCUUCGUCUGUCCCCUCUGAGGGAGGAGAAACGCUGACUCACCCGCAGAGCCCUCCUGUGCCGUUGCUGGUUGAUCCAGGUGAGGCAGCGGCGAUGGAGGUGAGCUCAGCCAGUGAAGAGAGUCAUGAAGAGGAGGAAACUCUUAAUUCUCUCUACCUCAAACCUCUGAAUGGCAAACAAAGGCAUGUUGAACAAGACUGUAUCACACCAAUGGAUCACUACCACAGCUUCAAGGAGCUUCCCAACGUCCAAGACAGUAGCCAGAGGGAAGGAGCUUCCCUUUCUGCUGCCUUAAGAAGCGACAUGCAGCCUGCGGACGGGGAGAGAGAAAGACAGAGUCGGAGAACUGAGGGCCUGGAAGUCCAGAAAAGUCUUCCACAGAGGAAAGACAUAUCGGAGCAUCUGGACUCUCCUCCUGUCAAACAGCAAGCCAGCAGGUCCAGUUCUCCUUCACGCAGAGGCUCCACCCAGUCCACCACUUUCCACAGUAGCAGAAGGAGGUUGAAGGUGGGAAAGUCCCACAGCAGCAGUCUGAGCAGUCUGGGAGAGAUUACAGCUCUGGAGAAGAGGAACUCCAAACUCCAAACUGGGAGCAGCGGAGUGCUUUCUCAGGAUGGGAUCAUCUCUCCGGAGACGGACAGUGGGUUUGUCUGUUCAGAGAGCAGCCGGCUGACUCCAGCAGCCGCUCCCAGUCCUCUCCACCAGAGGGCCUCAGAGAGUGUUUCAGUGCCUCAAGAGGGGAUCCUGGGUAAUCCUCAGAUAGGCCCAGUCUCAGUCCCCUCUCCUGCUUCGUCAUCGUCACACAGUCAAGUGGCUAUGGAGCCCAGAAGUGACUCUCGGAUCAGCCGUGAUCAGCAGAGGAGAACCUGGAAAGGGCAGAGAAGACGCACUUCCUCCUGCUCUCCACAGCGCUGCAUCCGUCAGACAGAACAACCCAUGGCCGACGAUGAGACCAGUGAGUCUGGGUUGGAAAGUUACAGAUCUCACGCUGAAGACAACCAGAAUGACCUAUACACAGAAUCUAUCAAUUCCCUCCACAACUCCAGCCGCAGCUCCUCCCCCGCUGGAAGGCAUCCCCGUGGCUAUUCUGUCAGACCACUGAGCUCCGAUGGUGCGAUCCAGAAGCUGCAGGCCGAGGUGGCCAGACUGAGGGAGAGAAUCAAAACCUGUGUGAGAACGCCUCCGAGCUCUGUGAGAGCAGCUCCUUCAGCUCAGGAGAACUACACUCAUAACGACACCUCUACACCUCGCAUCAGGUCUGGGGAGCGAUGGUGUGAUGUCAGGGGAAGAAGAGACAGAUGGCCGGUUGAUGAGGUUGAGGAGUCUACACUGAGACAAACAACAAGGAAGAGAACACCUUCUGCACACAGACAAAAAACACAACUGGACAUCAUGACAGGUUCAGAGCUCUCUUCACCCGAUCCUCAGCCUCUGGUGUCCAGGUGUACUCAAACAUCCACUGCAGCACCGGACACAAAUACUGUCCGCAGCAGAACACACCCCAGGCGGCAUCUUGGUGUGUCUGAAACAGCAGAUGAACCUGACAGCAGAAGCCGUCGAGCUUUUCUUUGUCCUCAGUGUUUGUCACGUCACCAAGGGCGAUCUGGAAUUGGUGGCGACAGAGAGCCGGUCCACUCCUUUUGCAGUCAUUGCUGUCUUCUCUGUGGACAUACAGAACCCUCCAGAAGCACUGAGCCAGACUCACCCACACGCAUAAGCUGCCACUCGUGUUCCCCGGAUAGAGACCGCAGAUACUUUGCAGCCGCAGCUUCUCCUGCCCUGUUGCAGUACAUUCCAGUGUACCCGCCACCACUUCUGAUGUACUCAUCGCCCCUCUACGUGUCUCCCAGCCACAGCACAACUUCAGGGGUCAGAGGUCGCUGGAAAAAGAAGGAAAGGACAAGAUCCUUCCAGUCCUCUGACAAGCAGCACUCCAUGAACACCUCUCUGAACAGAGCCAUCGGCGCAGCUCAGCACAUGAAACAUACCUCUGGACACAUGGCUCGCUGUCUGGCUACUGGAGUGCAAUACCAGGAGCUCCUGACUCAGUCCUGCAGCUACCAGACUGCUCACUCAGCUCACAGGCAGCAUAGACUGAGUAACCUGAGGAUGUCCACAUCACCAGGAGCUGAAGGCACUGAGUGCAGGACCAGGUAAAUCAAAUAUAACCAGAGCGUCUCUGUGACUUGUUUACGUAGCCGGUCCGGUGCCAGUGUGUUAGCCCUACUGGCUAGCUAGUGAUACGGUGCUUACGUCUGAUAAUUCUGUUUCUUAAGCAGUCAUAUUAAUGAUUUCAAAGGAUGUGCUGGCAUACAUUUAAAUGACAUACUUUCUAAACCACGUAGUACUGUGAAUCAGUUUUGUCAACAUGUUGGUUUUCAUAUCCGACGAAGGAAAGUCAUUAGUAGCUUCUUCAUUAUGAGAAGUUACAGCUGUUGUUAUGAUUAAUACAUAUUGACAUGAUCAAUAAAUAGCUCAAAAUAACUUGUGGUUAUAAAAUAUAUAUCUAGAUAUUUUCUAGUUAUAGUGUUGUAUAGUCUUUUUGUCCUGUUGUUGAUACAGCAGCGUACUGUGCUGUAAAUCAAAUGCAUCGCUCAGUGCUACUGUUGUGAUUGAGUUCGUUUU
Messenger RNA from Cyclopterus lumpus (lumpfish), 4782 nucleotides. It is a transcript of the gene akna, whose product is annotated as AT-hook transcription factor. Gene Ontology annotation, biological process: epithelial to mesenchymal transition; neuroblast delamination; neuroblast division in subventricular zone. The transcript is spliced from 23 exons. NCBI's taxonomy places the organism in Eukaryota, Metazoa, Chordata, Actinopteri, Perciformes, Cyclopteridae. Gene Ontology annotation, cellular component: centrosome. The record is from RefSeq and is a predicted model, not a curated record.